This is a messenger RNA of Gaeumannomyces tritici R3-111a-1, 1764 nucleotides long. RefSeq lists its product as hypothetical. The record is from RefSeq and is a predicted model, not a curated record. NCBI's taxonomy places the organism in Eukaryota, Fungi, Ascomycota, Sordariomycetes, Magnaporthales, Magnaporthaceae. The transcript has 6 exons. Bases 90 to 1220 code for a protein of 376 amino acids.
CAAGCCGCAAACCUUCCACCCGCAGGUCACCCAAACCGCGAGCUUUCCACCCGCAGGUCACCCAAGCCGAAACUCCCCAGAGCGCCAACAUGGUGGCCGUCGAUCUGCCAAUUGGGGUUGAUCUGUCAAUUGGGGUUGAUCUGGGAACAACGCGCAGCGGCAUCUCGAUCCACGUCAGUGCACCGACAGAGCGCUACAGCGAGUUCCUCGAUCUCAAGAAGCUGGGUGGACCCAAAUUUCCGACAGAGGUGACAUACGACUCUUCCCGUUGGGGAAAUCAAUGCCAGGAGUUUCAGAGCAACACUUUUCGGUGGUUCAAACUCCUACUUCAGAAGCCAGCUAGGCUUGACAACAACAUCAGAUCAUCGAGACAAUACAAGGACGCGCUUCUCGCAUUGGAGCUUAACAAGAAGAAGGCGGCCGAGGUGGCUCAGAUGUACCUGGAAAAAUUAUGGGAACAGGCCCUUCCCCACUGCAACGAGGCGCUCGACGACCUCAUUGCCGAACGAGAGUGGGGUAGAGUUAAGAUCAGGUCUGUCCGGGUUGGCUUCACACAUCCUGUUAUGUGGAAAACAGGCGGUAUCACGAGCACCCGGGAGGCGAUUUUCGCCUCAUUGAGAUCGCCAUGGCCUACCGCCGAACCGCAGCCGCUGUCAGAGCCCGAGGCCGCGGCGUGUUACCUACUCAAGCAGGCCGAGGUCCUCGCAGAAGCCCGGGUUGGCCACGUGAUGAUUGUGUGUGAUAUAGGAGGAGGCACCAUUGACGUCGCCCGUUACGGCAUCAAGUCACUGAACCCUCCACGGGUGAAGCAGCUCGGAGACACGCAUGGGGCCUUUGGUGGUGGUGUGGUGUUGGACAACCAUUUUGAGACCUGGCUCAAGACGGAGCUACAAAAGGAAGACGGGCCGUACCCUGGCGGCCUCAAUCUCACUGACGACGAGAUCGGGAAGUUCAUGAGGAAGACGUGGGAGAACAAAAAGGUUCGGCAUGGCACGGACGGCGGCCCCUACACGCUGAGACUUCCCGAAACAUGGCCAAACAAGGGCACUCAUUCCUCAAUCCAGCUCUCAGAGGAACAUCGAAAUUCGAUAUUCGAUCCAGUCGUGGGCGCCACCUACGGCUUCCUCGACAGCAGUGUGCAACAGGCCAUCGCAGAUGGACAUCCCCCGUCGGUAGGGAGAGGCGGAAACAGCGGACCCGGGACGCCGGGUAACCGGUAGCCAAACGAGGUGAUCAAAACUAACCUGGUUUCCCGGCACGCCGGCCUUUCUGUAGCAUAUAAUUCUCUGCGGCGGCGUCGGCAUGAACUGCUACGUUCAGGCCCAGAUCAAGAAAAGGGUGUCAACCCUGGAGCACAACGUCGAGGGUGGCAUCAGCGUCCAUUGCUGGGGGCAGCACAGAGAUGAUAUCCGCAAUGCCGCCGCGAUGGGAGCCGCGCUAUUCGCGAGCCAGCAGUAGGAGGACUAAGACUGCCAGGUGCUCACGGGGCGUUGCCGAGGCAACUGCCAACGCCCCAUGCCCGAGAGACCGACUGUCCGCGCAGGCGAACCCCGGCAGCACCAAUCGGCAGCACAUUCGUCAGGGAUGGAGAGACGGGCGGUGCUGUUCUUGGUAUUUCGCAUUUCUCCUUGAGUCGUCAUUUGUUCCGGUCGCGCGUGUUUUUUGUCUUUUUGUCUUCAUUUUUUCGUUGCUUUAUCUGCCUUUUCGCCAUGUCGCUUUUUUUUCACAGAGCUCUCUUGCGAUGUUUUCUACUGCUUUCUCGAG